UCUCUCUUCCAAUUUCUUUGAAGAUUCAAAGUUUAUUUUGUUGUUAGAUUCAGCAAUUAUUUGCAGCAAGAAAAAUGGCCUCUGUAGAUUCCAUAAUCGACAUGGAUAUACAAAACAGAGUCUCAGAAAAUUCCAUUUUUUAUUCAAAUUUCAACCAAGAAAAAUGGAUAGAGCAGAUGAAGAGCAUACUCAACAACAAUGAGGAUGGUCAUGGAAAUGAAAUUGACAAUCCUGUCACCAUUUUUAAACUGCCUUCGUCGCUUAAAGCGACUUACGCUGAAGCUUAUACACCACAAAAAUUAGCCUUAGGACCUUACCAUAAUUUCUUGCCUAAGCUUUACAAGUUGCAGAAGUGCAAGCUUCGUCAAAUAGAAUCGUUUCGUCGGCAGCUUAAUUUCCCCGAAUGCAAAGUUCUCGUUGAUCAAAUCAAGGGAAAAGCGGGAGAGAUUCGGCUCUGUUACUACGAGAGUUUCGAUAUGAAUGAUAAUACAUUGUCCUGGAUUAUGGUAAUUGACAGUCUUUUCUUGCUGCAGUUGAUCUAUAAAGAAGCAUACGAAAACGUAGAUUCAUUGGAGUUCGUGGACGCAUUCGGAAGCAAGAUUACCUUGGAUCUUAUCCUUAAAGAUUUAGUGAUGAUUGAGAAUCAAAUUCCAUUCUUUGUGUUAGAUUAUCUUUUAUCUCUGUCCAAAUCUACAUUGGAAAUUGAAUCUUUAUCGAGUAUGAGCAUCAAAUUCUGUUCAAGAAUUUCCCCGAUAGAACUGCAAGGGAUAUUUGUCGGACAGAAUUUUGACAAGGCUUUUCAUCUGUUAGAUCUUCUCUACAAGAUGAUUUGGUAUGGAGGGUCGAUAAUGACUGUACACAGUGUAAGCCCGUUUUCGACGAGAAGGAAUAGCAUCUGGAGUCAACUAUGGAGUAUGAUUAAGACACUAAACAUCGGUGUCUUAGCCAUCCCCGUAAGAAUCAUCGAUUUAGCUCUGAAAAUCUUACCAUUACUCGGAAUCUCCUUUUCGUUCGAAGCAUCAGAGGAGAAACAUUUGAUCCCUGCAGCACUGCAAUUGUCGGGUGUUAAGGUUAAGUUGUGCAGCACAACUCGCGGAACUAGUGCCAUUGGAUUCGUCAAGGAAGAUGUCGCUCUUCGUCUUCCAAUCCUCAACUUGAAUGUUUAUUCAGAUGUCAUUAUCAGAAACUUACUCGUGUAUGAAACUAUUGCCAAGCCGGAGACUCCAAAUUUCGCCCGUUACAUCGAACUAAUGGAAGCCAUGGUUCAAACUGUUGAAGAUGUGGAGCUACUAAAAAACAAGAGAAUUUUGAGGCAUGAUGGAGACAAUAAUGAGGUUGUAAAGCUCUUUAGCGGAAUUAAAAGUUCCAUUCCGUCCGGAGGUAAGUCCGAUUUGGAUCGUACAAUCCACGAUCUUAACGAGUAUUACAAAAAUCACUGGAAGAUAAAGCUAAAGACACUAAUGAAGAAGUAUGUGUAUUCUUCAUGGAAGGUUCUUACAAUUUUUGCUGCCAUAUUGCUCCUGCUGUUGAUGGUUCUUCAGACAUUCUGCUCAGUUUUCAGCUGCCAUGGUAUAUUCAAGAUCAGGAUGAGUAGCUUGAUUUCUAGCUUCUAGCUCGUCUGCUUUUCAACUAGUCAUCAAACUCUCAGUUAAUUACAUGUUCUCUUGUAUUGCCGUUCUUAUCGAUUUCAUGGAAAUAGAUAUGAGAGAAAGGUUAAUCCGACUCUCGAACUUUUUUCUUGA
Messenger RNA from Mercurialis annua (annual mercury), 1742 nucleotides. RefSeq names its product putative UPF0481 protein At3g02645. Bases 75 to 1613 code for a protein of 512 amino acids. Lineage: Eukaryota; Viridiplantae; Streptophyta; Magnoliopsida; Malpighiales; Euphorbiaceae. The transcript has a single exon. The record is from RefSeq and is a predicted model, not a curated record.